This is a messenger RNA of Aspergillus terreus NIH2624, 351 nucleotides long. RefSeq lists its product as uncharacterized. The transcript is spliced from 3 exons. Gene Ontology annotation, biological process: mitochondrial respiratory chain complex III assembly. Gene Ontology annotation, cellular component: mitochondrial membrane. Bases 1 to 351 code for a protein of 116 amino acids. Lineage: Eukaryota; Fungi; Ascomycota; Eurotiomycetes; Eurotiales; Aspergillaceae. The record is from RefSeq and is a predicted model, not a curated record.
AUGUCUCGCGCGGGAACCUGGCUCAAAAUGCUGGGAGCCGGCAUCGUCAUCUGCGUCGGCGGCCCAGCCUUUGUGCAAUCCAUCCGUCCCACCGAUGAGGAACUCUUCAAACGCUACAACCCCGAGCUCCAGCGGCGCAGUCUGGAAGAAGGCGAUCGUCGCGCCCAGGAGUUCGACGACUACGUCAAUCGUCUGAAGCAAUGGUCCAAGUCUGAUAAGUCGAUUUGGUACGCCGCGCAGGAACAACAGGAACAGAAACGCUCUGAGGCGGAGGCGCUGCGCAAUCAGGCAAAGGAUGAGGCGCGGGCGCAACGAGAGGAGAUGCGAAAGGAGCUUCUGGGUGGGAAAUAG